GGCGCGAAUCCCGGCUUCGUUUUGAGGGUCAACGCGUGUCACGCGUGGAGCGCGGUUUGCCAAGCCGCAAGCGCAGGGAGGGGGACGUUACGCUGGGAUUGUUGUCGCCGCAGCCCAGCUGCAGCGGCGACGCUGGCUCCGGGCGCCGGGGGCGGGGACAGGGACGGGGACGGGGGCGCCCCGGCCGCCGCGGGCCAGGGAGAGAGCGCCGCCCGCUUCCGUCGCCCGCCGGGGAUUCCCCGGGGCCGGCGCGCAGGGAAGUCCCCGGGCGCGCGGGGUACAAGAGGCGGCGCGGCGCCAGCGCGCCACUGGCCGGCACCCCGAGGCGGCGGCGCAGCGCUCCAGCCAUGUCGCGCGGCCUCCAGCUCCUGCUCCUGAGCUGCGCCUGCAGCCUGGCGCCCGCCACGCGGGAGGUGAAGGUGGCCUGUUCCGAGACGGUGGACCUGCCCUGCACCGUCCGCUGGGACCCGCAGGUCUCCUACGCGGUCUCCUGGGCCAAGCUCCCCGAGGGCAGCGAGGAGAUGCUGGACACACUCCAGGAGGACCUGCACCACGGUCAGAGGGGACAGAAUGGCUCUUCCGAGGCUCCCGUGGACAGCCCCUAUUCCCUGAAGAUCGAGAACACUGCCACCUGCAACUCGGGGACAUACAGGUGCACGCUGCAGGAGCCGGGAGGGCAGAGGAACAUCAGUGCCACUGUGAUCUUGAAAGUGACAGGAUGCCCCAAGGAGCCCAAGGAAGCAAGUUUUCAGAAAUACAGAGCCGAGAUCGUGCUGCUCUUCUCUCUGGUCGUUUUCUACUUAACACUCAUCAUUUUCACUUGCUUUGCACGACUACAGAGUAUUUUUCCAGAUUUUUCUAAACCUGGCAUGGAACGAGCUUUUCUUCCCGUUACCUCCCCAAAUAAGCAUUUGGGACCAGUGAUUCUUCACAAGACUGAAGUGGUAUGAGCAGGACUUCUGCUGUUGUCUUUUCUUAAGUUGAGGACUCAGUGGCAUGCCUAAAUGCCACACUGGACCAGAGCAGAAGGAGCCCCACGCUGAAGAUGGCAUCCUUGCUGUGAAGUCACCUGAAGACAUCUGAGAGUGGAUCCCAUCCCACUUUCCGCUGGCAAAGUCUUGAAAACCAUUACAUGAUCACAUAGCAUGGGGCCAUUGCUCCUUUUCCAUGGCUACCAUCUUAGUGUUUUAUGCAGCUAUCUGGUCAACCUCUUGGACACUUUUUCAGUCAUAUAAAAGCUAUGGUGAGAUGCAGUUGGGAAAGGGUCUUAAGAAAAUUGAGUGCCCAGAGCUGGCCCUGUGACAGACUGCCGAGGACAGCUGCCCUCUUCCACAUCUGGGAAACAUCUCUUUGGAUUUGCUGUGUCCUGUUACACCAGCCCACAUGUCUUACAUCUGGGAAAAAUCGACAGGCCGAGCUAUGAAGCAGUGAGAAAUAUUUAGCAAAUAAUUUCCCAGUGUGAAGGCUCUGCUAUUACUAAGGAGGAUUAUGUGUACGUAGAAAUAAAAGGUGGAUGAAUUGUUUCAUCUUGGAAAGACAUCCAUAAAGAAGCAAUAAAGAGUGCCGCAUUUAUUUUUAUAUCUAUAUAUUCUUGUCAAAGAGGAAUUUGUGUUUUUCUUCUUCUGAAAUCCCGAUCUAGUUAACAUCAUUGCUAACUGACCAGCAACCCGAAUAUGGAGGGAGAGAAGACAGAGCGAGUGACCACAAGAUGGAUGUUUGGUGACCUUCUGGAGAUGCUGGACCAACCUGCCAUCUGCAUUCCAGCCUGGGUUGUGCCAGGACCCAGCUGUGUGAUCCUGGGCAAGUUCUCGAUGGUUUCUUCUUUCUCAGUUGGAAACCAGAAGGCUGCUGUAUGGACUGAUUACAAUAAUGUGUGCAAAAAUGUUCCAGAAAAAGUCUGAAACUCUGCACAGAUUCCAACCUCCACUGGGCCAUUGUCCUUGCUGUUCCUGGGGGAUUCUAGGCACGAGAGGAAGCCUCAGUUUUCACGUUUUCCAUCAUUCCAAACAGAGAAGGCUACAAAGAGGACAUUCCCAUAUCCUCCUGUAUGGAUUCCUCUUGGGGAAGUAAGGAGACCAGUUCAGUGUCCAAAGUACCAGCCAAAAGUUCGAGGCGUGGACGUUGGGAGCAUCCAGCCCUGGCAGAAGGAAGUUCAUAGAGUGUCCUAUUGGUGUUUGGGCAGUUGUUGGGUUUCUCUUCACAAACUUGGCCCCUUCCCUGCUUGCUUUCCAAAGACACAUUGUCCCUUUAGUAGUAUGUGUGUCAUUCACACUAAUAUAGGAAGUGCCAAGGUGAUUUAGUGUUUGAACCUCCUUGUCGUCUCUUUCAUGUUAUUAAAGGUCUGCAUGUGAA
Molecule: messenger RNA, 2352 nt
Organism: Sciurus carolinensis (gray squirrel)
Lineage: Eukaryota; Metazoa; Chordata; Mammalia; Rodentia; Sciuridae
Gene: Cd83
Product: CD83 molecule
Exons: 5
Coding region: 348-950 (200 amino acids)
Source: RefSeq, a predicted model, not a curated record